Molecule: messenger RNA, 2393 nt
Organism: Seminavis robusta
Lineage: Eukaryota; Bacillariophyta; Bacillariophyceae; Naviculales; Naviculaceae
Source: the annotation of a GenBank genome assembly
UCGAGAUCUUGCAUGGCCUUUUGGCUCUCAGCAUACAUCGUACCUUCACGGGCAAGUCACCGUCAGAGAGGAAGAGACCAUGGUUACAGACCUAUUGCGGAGUGUCUUCACUCCUGACAUCGAGCAUGAUGUCCGAGAGCCAGUGUUUCGGUUUACAGUCUCCCAAUCAGCGGCAGUGGGUCUUAUUCCACCUCACCCUACUGUCAUGUGUGCACUCUUACCACUGACAUUGGUGAUUAUCUCGACAGUCAAUGCUGUUGUUGCUGUGGCUACAUACACCAUUGUCAUUAGAAGAAGAGGUUCAAUAGAGUCCCGCUUGGGAGGAUACGGUGCCAUUCUACCGGUUGUCGCUAUUCUACCCUUCUGCCUUGUGGAUUGGCUGCAAACCCACAAUCUUGUAAUCUUUGUAGGAAUCGGAGGCAACUGUGCUGUCUUGUUCUUCCGAUGUUUGAUGGCAAUUCAUGGCACCCUGCCACCCUACGCCGACGUCGAUUUCAAGAGCUUUGUGCUAUUCUUCAUUUCGCCAGUACAGUUCAAAUUCGACCCACAGACUGGCCAAGUUUUGAAAUCUUCUACUGCAGACUUUCUACAGGUUUUGCUUAGAACUUGUCAAACCAUUGCCAUAGUGUCGGUCCUCUUGCCCUUGCUGAUCCAACACUCCUUUCAAUUGUUUCCAAGAAGACCUGACUUGAACAACAAUUUCUUUGACCUCUUUCACUGGUCCCAUUUGUUAAACAACUAUGCAGUUGCAUCUAUGACAGGGCAUGGGCUAGCCGCGGCAUCACAGCUCGUGGGAACAACAAUUCAAGGCUUGACAGGGAUGGCUGUCAUUGAGCUCUGCGACAGCCCACUCACAAAAUCUACCAGCUUGUCUGACUUUUGGGGCAGAAGGUGGAAUUUAUUGGUCCAUAUUGUGCUGAAGGGCGGAGUAUACAAGCCACUCCGGAAAAAUGGAUACCGCGUGGGUGUUGCAGCGGUCGCAACCUUUGUCGUCAGUGGUCUACUGCACGAGUAUCUUUUGUAUCUUUUCUCCAUGAAAGCAAGAAUCUUGGGAGAUGAAAAUUCAGCACCUGCCAUACGAUAUGGGAUCCAAUCUGCCUUUUUUGCCUGGAAUGGUUUUGUCAUGUUGGUGGAGAAUGCGGUUUCAAAGCACCCCCUCAUUGUGUGGAUGUCCAACAAUCUACCUCGCCCCCUCAUCACCGCCUUCGUGAUUGGCACAGUUCUACCAGUUGGACAUUGGUUUACGGAUGAGUACGUGAAAAUUGGCUUUUUUGAAGAUUUGUCACUCGGUAUGCCCAUGCUAGUGUGGAUACCUUCAGAAGGGGGAAACGAAUGAAAGAAAGACAACACUCCAGAUUCUCUGUGAAGAUGAUUCGAAAGAACAUGGAUUUCUCCUUUUAGUCGCAAUUCGUCGGUCAGACUACAGGAAGGACCCCCAUCGAUGGACGCCGUGUGGAACGCCCAACACAAGACAGGGCGACCCUUGUGCUCCAUACAUAGUGGAGCAGCCUUGUUCGAUAGAAAUCUUGCAAUGGUCAGCACACCUCUUGCCCAUGCAUCCCUAAAUCAUCAACAACUCUGAAAUCCUAUGAAACGGUAGACGUUAUUGGUUGUUUCGAUCGUAUAAGUGACCUACUGACUAGAAGUGGCUGCCAUGGCAGUAGGGGGAAACCUCGGAGGGUACGAUGAAUUCGAUGGCUAGAGUAUUGCAUACCCCGACGCUUAGAUAAUCGUUCCAUCUAUCAAACCACCACCUUUGUGGCCCUUAAUACCGUUCCAACAGGCUUGAACAAAACAAUGUUUUCCGCCUGCCCCGCCUCUACAAUGUCAAAUUUGUAGUCCCGACACAGCCGGGCCAAAACUUCGGUUGUUUCUGCCAUGGCCAGGGACUGUCCCUGGCAGUUUCGUUUGCCCGCCACAAAGUUGACGAAAGCCUUCAUUUGCUCGGGACUCGGGUUCUCCCAUCGCUCCGGAACAAAGUCAUUGGCGUUGCUGCCAAAGACUUGUGGAUUCCGUUGGACCGCAUAAAUUGGAAUCAGGACAAUGGAUCCCUUGGGGAUAAGUCUACUCGCACUACCCGGUACUUUCAUGUCUUCUCCCAACACUCGUACGGAUCCCGUGGCAGCGGCUGGGUACAGUCUCAUCAUCUCUUUGGCGACAUGUUUGACGGCCACCCGCGCUUCUUCCGGUGUAUGGCACUGCUGCAGAGUUUCUCUCAGCUUGGUUUGCUCACUUUGAUUCAGGGCCAGCUCUCGAAAACCAAAGGCUAGAGUAUUGGCGGUGGUAUCGAAUCCAGCAAUGCAGUAAGCGACCAUAUCACAGACUCGUUCGUCGUCAUUCUCAUAGGCGGUAUCGUUGUGAAUCAUGUGAAUGAUUUUGUGCGGUUGCGGAUU